Messenger RNA from Prorocentrum cordatum, 5489 nucleotides. NCBI's taxonomy places the organism in Eukaryota, Dinophyceae, Prorocentrales, Prorocentraceae. The record is from the annotation of a GenBank genome assembly.
CGGCGGCGCGAGGGCGCCAAGAUCACCGCGCACCGCGGGGCGCGAUGUGCCUGGGGGGCGGCAGCGGCUGGCCGCGGCAGGGCAGCUUGGUGAGGGAGGUCGGCUACAACUUCUUCGCGUCGCACGCGGAGAUGGACAUCGUCAUGGCCACCGACGCCGGCACGGCCUUUCCCCUGAGCACCGCAGAGCCAGACUCGAUCCACAGCCCAAACAGCCAGACAAACACGCAGCUGGCCCUGCACAAGACCCUGCCGCCAGGGGACUACGUGUUAAGAAUUGCAGACGACCACUACGGGGGCCAGAUCGGCGGCUCUCAGGCCUGCUUCCCCUUCUCCUUCGAGUUCCGCGCCGUGCCCGCGGGCGCGCCCCCCACGGUCGUGUCGGUGCAGCCGCACCCGUCCGUGCCGCUGACGCGCGGCGUCGACCUGGUGCUGACCAUCCGCUUCUCGGAGCCGCCCAGGGGCAGCGUGGCCGAGGUGGUCAGCGGCAUCUACCUCGGCGGCGUGGAGGCCUUCGUAGGCGGGUCCCUGAACGCGAUGGAGGACCGCUGGGCCAGCAAGCGGACCAGCGUCCAGGAGUGUUUCAUGGGCUCGCUCGCAGAGUCUGUAGAGAUUCUUUGGCGUUGGCUGCGGGCUGGGCCCGCGGUGGUGAUCGAUUUCGACGAAGGCCUGAGGGUGGACAGCUCCGCCAGGACGGGCCUCGCGAUGGCGAGUACGACUACGCAGAAUGGGACGUAUCAGAUUUGGUCGCUGAAGGACAUCAGAAGCCAUGAGAGCUCCAGUGGCGGCCAGGAUGAGUUCGAGAGUUUCUGUUUCACCUUGGAGGCCGAGGUGACCGAGAUCGGGUGGAAGUCACUCUAUGACGCGGCGGUGGGCCACGCAGGUCCGAUAGCUGCAGAAGACAUCCAGAACGCGGAGACGCUGGAGCUGAGCAGGAACUUGAGCACGUUCCUGGCGAUGAAGAUGCGCGGGAAAGCGCAGACGAUGACUAAGUUGACUGGUGCUGGCAAUGGGUUCGAGGCGCUGCAGCAGAUCUAUGCUGACUACCGCCCGAGUGGCGGCACUUCUGAGCACUGCCUGCUCACGACGAUCGCGCAGCCGAAGUGGUGGACGAGUGACGACCGCUCGAGGCGCAGCUUCGCGGAGGUGCUGCACGACUGGGAUCACCUGGUCACGCAGUACGAGCUGGCGAGCCACGACGCGAUCAGCGACAGGCGCAAGUGCGCUACCAUCUUGGGCUACGCGCCGCUGCCGAUCAGGAAGGUGCUCGACGGAGCUAGCCAGGAGGUCAGAGAGAACUAUGCGGUGAUGCGGACAAGGAUUCGCGAGCACUGCAUGGAGAGGAAUGCGAAGGCUUUCGUCCCCAGGCCGCCUGAGGCCACGGGAGGAGGAGGCCAGGCGCCGAUGCAGGUGGAUGCGGUCGGCCAGGUUGACGCGAUCGGGCUCGACAAGCCGCGCUGCAACCUCUGCAAGAAGCUCGGCCACACUGCUGGCAGGUGCUGGUUCGAGGGCAAGGGUGGCGCCAAGGGCGACUCCAAGGGUGGCAAGGGUGAUGGCGGCAAGGGUGGGUCGAAGGGCGGGCGCGGCGGCGACGCGCCGUCGAGUGAUAAGGACAAGACAUGCCACUACUGCAAGAAGAAAGGCCACAUCAAGAUCAAAUGCUUCAAGUUCAAGAAGGAUCAGGAGGACAGAAAGAAGGACACUGCCAGCGUUGUCGAGAAGGAGGCCGCAGAAGUCAACGUGAUGGUCGUGCCCAGCGAGGGCGACUCCGACGAGUGCGGCUUCUGCAUGGCGUUGGAGAGCGACUACGUCGACCACGAUUCGGACGGGCACCAGGUGGACUUCGUCGACCACGACUCAGACGGGCACCAGGUGGACUACGUCGACCACGGGUCGAACGGGCACCAGGUGGGCUACGACGGCUACGAGAGCUUUGGAGACCAGCUGGAGGACGAGUUCGCGCGCCACGCCUGCGACGACGCGAUCAUCAUGGCCACCGGCGACGGGGCCAAGCUGAAGGAGUACGACGUUGACGACUUCCUGAUGCUGGAUGGUGGCGCCGACGAGCACUGCGCGCGACGAACCUUUGCGAGGCGCAGCGCGGUGGAGCCUACAUCGACCAAGCUGAUCGCCGCCCAGAAGCAGAAGAUCUCUCUUGAUGGUGAGGCCAUGGUCCCCUUCACGAUGGGGGGCCGAGUGGUUUGCAAGGCCAAUUGCAAGGUCGGCCCUUUUGUUCGGAACCUACUCGGUACUGGCAGAGUCGAUGAUGCAGGUUUUGACGCGGUCUACUCGCACAACGACGGGUGGUACGUUGGUUACUCCAAGCCCGACGGGAGGUAUGUCAAGAUCCCGAUGGUGCGGAGGAAGAACACUUUCGGGGCCCCUGCCAGCGUGCACAAGGACCUCGAGGACGCCGAGGAGGUGGUCAAGGAGACCAAGCGGUUGCUGGGCCGCUACCCCGACCAGCAGUCGGGCAUCGUCGCCGCCAACGAGGACGCGGUGAUGAAGGACGAGGGGGCCGUCCAGGCUGACGAGGCUGCAGCGCCUGUGCCCAUGGCAGAGAGUGCUGGGUCGGCUUCGUCGGGGUCUGGAGGUGGCGCCCCCGAUGCAGCCCCGCCGGCGGCAGCCAGUCCGCCUGGGGGCCAGCCAGGGCCAGGGGCGGCUCUCCGCCCUGUGAGGGACCCUGAGGGAGCAGAGCUCGGGCCAGGUUCUCGAGUCGACCUGCUCCGACAGCGCUUGAAGGAGCUUGGGGCGGCGAUCUACGGCGCGAAAGAGCAGCUGUGGACGAGGCUCAAGCACGCUGAGCUCAAGCACAAGCAGGACUUGGACUUCAAGAAGGCGGUCGAGGAGCGUUACCAACAGCAAGUGGACGGCCAGCCUGUGACAGAGGCCAAGGUCGUCGAGGCUCCCUACGCCCCAACGGAGGUUGAGAAGGAGCAACACGAGGCUGCUGUCCACGCGGUGUUCAAGAAGUGGUGCCCCGCGUGCGUGUUCGGACUGGGGCCCGAGGACCCGCGCAUCAAGCAGCCCGUGUACGGCAGCAAUGUCAGGGAGGAGCUGAUUUUCUUCGACUGGGCCUUCAACGGCACUAAGGACACGGACAAUCUCUGCGACGAGGUCGACAAGGGUCUCGGGGCAUCUCUUGUGGCUGCAGACCGCAGCGCUGGUCUACUCUACGGCAACGCGCUGGGGAGCAAGGCCGCAGACGAUCACACCGUGAAGCAGCUCAUGAGGUUCAUGAAGCAGCUCGCGUACAAGAAGCCAGAGCUCAGGUGCGACACUGAGCCUGCGGUGAAGGCUCUCCAGGAUAAGGUCGUGAAUGCGAGGAGCGAGGAGAACCUGGAGACCAGAGUUUCGCAGGGUCGCACGCGGGACAGCACGUCGAUGGGCUUCGUCGAGACGCGGAUCCGCUGGUGGCGAGGCCGCUUGAAGGCCAACAGGGUGCAGGUGGAGAUGAACUACGGGAUCAAGCUCACGCCGCGCUCCCCGCCCUGGCCGUUCCUCGCCCACCACGCUGCGAACGUGACGAACUGGUACUCGCGAGGUGCUGAUGGCUACACGGCUCACUUCGCGGUCUGCGGCGCGAACUAUACUGGAGCAGUGGUUCCUUUUGCUGAGGCGGUGAUGGCGAGGGUUCCAGUCAGCAAGACGGGCCAGCGACGUUCGAUGGGAGGUUUGGCCCCCAGGCUGACCAAGGCAGACGCUGCCUGGGUCAAUGUGAUCUGGGUCGGCAAGACGACCAACAACGACGAGCGCAUCAUCCUGACGAUUGUUGGCAAGGUGACCUGCGGGACCGUCCGCAGGGAGAAGAUCGCGCACAUGCCUCGGUCCCUCGUCAUGGACGGCGGCAGGGGCGAGGUCGCGCCGACGCCGCUGGAGGCCGUGGGCACGGAGGCCACGAGGGGACGCUACGAGGACCCGAUCGUCGGGGCCAUCGAGGACAUCAGCGAGACGCUGGACUACAAGGCGCUCCUGGCGGCCAAGGAGCUCACGCACUGGGACAGCAGCGGCUUCCCUCAGGAGGAGGCGGCCGAGGCGCCCGGCAAGGGCUUGAAGCUCUGCGAUGAGUUCGGCAUCUGCUCAGUUCAUCCUCGAGCGACCGCCGACAGCAAGAAGAAGGUUGAUACCAAGUGGGAGAAGAAGGACCGUGCUGGGGUUCUCAAGUACGGGCUGGUGGGCAGGGAGUUUGCCUGGCUCGAGGAGCGUGAUGAUAUUUUCGCUCCUGGGUCGACGUCCCUGACCAGCCGCAUCAUUGACUUCCUCAGCCAGAAGGACGAUGAUAAUCCAGAUGAUCCGCUCGUGGUUGCGUUAAAGGACAGCGACGUCGUCACCGAGGGCCGCUUCGAGCACCUCAAGCGGACAAGGACCAAGACGGACGAGGGCAUCUUCCUGCAACCGCACGAGAAGCACGCCCUCAACAUCAUCACGGAGCUAGGGCUGAAGGGCGCCAACCCAGUUAAGACUCCAGACCUGGGAUCGAAAGAGGUCUUGGAGCACUCCACGCCUCUCGUCGACAAGCAGGUCGCGAGGUACCGUUCGUGCGUGGGGAGUGGCCUCUACCUGGUGCAAGAUCGCACCGACAUCCAGCGUGCCGUGGGGAUGCUGGCAUCUGACUUGGCAGCGCCUACGGAGCUCUCUUGGAAGAGGCUGCUUCGCCUUGGACGCUACUUGGUUGGGACAUCCGACCUGGGCGUGUUCAUCCCGAAAGUUGACAUGAGGAUCUACGAGAGGGGCGUGGUCCACUUGAGGAGUUUCUCCGACAGUGACCACGGGGGCAAGGAGGCGAAGCUCAAGAGCACGACCUUCGGGGUCCUCUACGCUGAUGGUGCGGUGCUGGCGACGCUGGCGAGGAGACGGGACCUGAUUGCAGUAAGUUCUGGAGAGAGCGAAUUCUACGCGCUGGGCACUGUGGCCAUGAGCGGCAAGAUGCUCAGGGAUCUGCUCACGUGGUUCGGGUUUCGUGCCGGGUGGACCUUGGAGACGGACUCUUCAGCAGCUCGCGCGAUGUCCUUGAGUCAGGGCGUCGGGAAGGUCCGCCACCUGGACACGCGAGCACUCUGGGUCCAGCAGGCUACGCGCAUGCUUGGGCUGAAGGCGCUGAAGUGCAAGGGUACCGAGAAUCUCAGUGGCAUUGGGACGAAGCCACACACGUCCGAGGUUCAUGAGCAGCUCUGCAAGCAGGUGGGACUACGCCGACUCAAUGGAGAUCUGGGAGCGGUCCGCGAGGUCGAGGUGAACGCUGUGAUCGAGAAGCUUGGGCGGACAGCUCGCGGCACGCAGUGCGGUGGCAGGAUCACGAGCAGCCCGAGCCUCAGCACAGCGAUCCUGGCCUUGUGCAUGGCCCUGCAAGCUCAACGAAGAGAAGGAGUUCAAGAUGGAGGUGGUGCUGGAAGCACCGACAGUGACAACUACGACUUCAGGAUCGUUCCAGUGAUGCUGCUGCUCAGCUGGGUUUUCACCUUUGUGCUGGGCUUCCUGGCGGCAAUCUAG